AGCCCACACGGGAUACUUGGGACUGGUAUGUCUUCAUUACGUCUUCAGGAAAUCUACGUCAAACAUUCGGAGAUGCAUUAUUUUCACGAAGUCCUCGAUUUUAUAGACUAUAUGCUCUCCGUCAGACAAAAGAUUCUAUCAGGUGGCGUCCCAUCGGAAGAACUGAAUUGUCUGCGAAUCCAGCUUGCAAAGAAGAUCGACCGCGGAAAUAUGUUGCUGAGCCUAAAUGUUACAAUACGGAACGAACAUGGCUUAGCAUUCGAUCCGGAUUCAAUUUCUUUCCUACAAACGUAUGCGGAACAUCAGAAUGCUCAAAAGCGUGUUGCAGUAGAUUCCUCUCAGGUUGAUGCAAAUGAGAAAACCCCCAAAGCAUUCUGUGUAUUGUUACGGGUUCAGAGCAUAGAGUUACAGAUGAAACAGAAUUGCGAAAUUAGCAUGGUGCUCUAUGACUUUGAAAGAAAACAACAUGCCAGCGAUACUUUCACAUUCAUCUGGAAAAGUAAUGAAUCGAAUUCACGCGAUCUCAACAUUAGCGGGCUGUUCGCGAAUUUCAAUCAGAGUGAUAUUGGUAGACGUUUCGUUUUAAUAACUCGAGUCGCCCGUAUAGCUCCUGUAGAACACACGUCGUCCACUCUGAGAAGAAACCAGGAACCAGGCCCAACCAGUCUCUACUGCCGUCAAGUUUUCGCUUUUGAUUUCUUCGACAUGACGUCGGUGUUUACAAAUCCUCAACCAUCUCACGACGCCAAGGAUAAGGUCAUUUUCCUCAACAAAGACCAGAAUUUCGAUCAAUUGCUAAAAUCCCUUCAAACAACAGCUAAGGUUCCAAAACUGAGCGCAUCAUCAGGUCAGCCAUCGUUUAUAUUCGAAGAUUUCAAUGAUGGUAAGAUACUCAUUUCAACGCAAGUCUACACCAAUGGGUUGUCGGAGCUCAAACUGAGGAGGCCAUAUCUUUUCACUAGGAAUCCUCCUACAAUCAUUUCUCGUUGUGACUACGCGGGACCUGCGUCUGGUUGA
Haemonchus placei is the source of this 1017-nucleotide messenger RNA. NCBI's taxonomy places the organism in Eukaryota, Metazoa, Nematoda, Chromadorea, Rhabditida, Trichostrongylidae. The record is from the annotation of a GenBank genome assembly.